UGAUAGCACGCACGCGCAGUCCCGUCUUUUCUGCGCUCGCUCCUGUGCAUACUGGUACGUGGUCGCCGGCCUCGGGUUUCAAUCCCCAGGCAUGUCCCGCAGGGCCUUGAGGAGGCUGCGCGGGGAGCAGAGGGGCCAGGAGGAGCCGGGGGGCCCCGAAGACGCUGAGGAAGAGGAGGAAGUUCCACUAGCUGAGCCACGGAACAGGAAGAACCGUGGGAACCGCAAACUAUUGGAGGAACGCGGUCUGAGUAACCCAUUCCAGUUGAUUACUGACCAAGAUGAAGAUCAUCACAGUGAGCCAGACACAGCCCCAUCAGCUCAGUCCAGGCUGUCGGAUGAAGAGGAGCCAGAUCGAGAAGAGGCUCAGGAAAAUGGCAAAAGCGUUUCCUCACAGGCUGCACCAAGUAACAAAACAAAGAGGAAGAAAAAGAAGAAAAAAACUAAAAAGACACCAACGGAUAGUCAGCUAGAUGGCAGCACAGAGAGUAAAGAUGAGCUGGGAGAUAUUGACAGCAUUCUGGAGAGGAUAGAGAGUACCAAUGGCUUUACCUUCCAGGGACAAUCCACUGGUAACACUGACAGCCGGCCUUUACUCUACGUGGAGCACAGAAAUUUGAAUCCAGAAACUGAACUGAAAAAAUAUUUUGGAUCACGCGCUGUGAUGGGAGAUCAGAGGCUUAGGCAGAGACAGCGACCACAUCACAGAAGCACCUGGCUGACGUCUCCAAAGAACACAUGGCCAAGAUACAGUAAAACAGGCAUCACUAUGAGCCUUUUAGAGACCAAACGUGGGGUCCAGUAUUUCACAUUCGAGCACCAGCGAGAUUACCAGCAAGUCCAGUUCAAGUUCCUAGAUGCUGUGGAGUCCAUGGAUCCCAACAACAUAGUGCUUCUCCUGCAAAUGAACCCGUACCAUGUAGACUCCUUACUGCAACUCAGUGAUGUGUGUCGACUCCAGGAAGACCAGGAAAUGGCCAGAGACUUGAUUGAAAGAGCUCUUUACAGUCUGGAAUGUGCAUUUCACCCUGUGUUCAGCCUUACCAGCGGGAGCUGCAGACUAGACUACCGCCGAUCGGAAAACAGAGGGUUUUACUUGGCCCUUUUCAAACACAUGUUGUCCCUGGAGAAGAGAGGCUGUCCAAGAACUGCCCUGGAGUACUGUAAACUUAUCCUCAGUCUGGACCCAGAUGAUGACCCCCUGUGUAUGCUGCUUCUCAUCGAUUACCUGUCUCUGCGUGCGCGGGAGUACAUGUUUCUCAGCAGGAUGUACGAGGAGUGGGAGGCCCACCGGAACCUAUCCCAGCUACCGAACUUUGCAUUCUCUGUUCCACUAGCAUUAUUGCAGUAUAGCCAGCAGGAUGAAGUAUCAGAAAAUGAGGAGAAAACAGCCUUUGACCGAGCGACAAACCUCAUACAGCAAGCACUCAUUAUGUUUCCAGGAGUUCUUUUACCACUUCUGGAUGCCUGCGGAGUUCAGCCCGAUAAUAUUGUAGCUUCUCAUUCAUUUUUUGGAACUGUUGCCCAACUAAGCCAGCCUGCAGCCUUGUCACAACUGAUCUCCCUGUAUGUGGGACGGUGUCACAGCCUGUGGAAGGAGCCUUCGGUUAUGUCCUGGCUGGAGCAGAACGUCAGUGAAGUUCUCCGCAUGGUGGACAAUAGCGAACCUAUUGUGAAAGAGUGCGAUAUGAGGAGGAAGAUUCGCUAUCAGAGCGCCCCCAGGAACAUCCAUCGUCAUGUCAUCUUGUCUGAGAUCAAGGGAGCAAACUCUGCACUGCCAGUGGAAGUGACGUCACAACCUGUACUCAGCUUCGACCCGUUACCUCCGCUGGAUUCUAUUGUGUCUUAUACAAGACCUGAAAGAACACAUCAACCAUCUAAUGAAGGAACUCUUUCUCUGUUCUUUAGAUCUCUAUUGCCAAAUUUUAACUUGCAGGGGGAGGCUCUGCCGGAGGGAGAGAACGCAGGUGCUGCUCAGGAUUUGAAUCGAGGUGUGAACCGGCUCAUGGCAGCCAUGCGGGACAUGCUAGCAAAUAUCCAGUUUCAGGAACCCCCGAGAGAAGACAAUCCAGAUGAGGAAGUAGAUGGGGAAUGGGACUGACUUUUUCCCCUUUUCUAGCACACUUGUUAAAUAGUGAACCUGUCAUGACAAAAAUUAUUGGUGCCAUUCCCAACUCCUUUUUGAAGAUGCUGGUUCCCUAGUUUUCUUGCUCAUCCUAUAGCUUCAUUAAUUGUCAUUUGGCUGCAACCAGUAUGUUUCCAGUGAAGUCUUAACUUUUGAGCUCUGUCCUUGUAAUUUGUCAUGGAGUCAAUUUGACACACCGCCAGAGGAUGAGAAU
Molecule: messenger RNA, 2339 nt
Organism: Nanorana parkeri
Lineage: Eukaryota; Metazoa; Chordata; Amphibia; Anura; Dicroglossidae
Gene: TCF25
Product: transcription factor 25
Exons: 18
Coding region: 92-2101 (669 amino acids)
Cellular component (GO): RQC complex
Molecular function (GO): protein binding
Source: RefSeq, a predicted model, not a curated record